CGUGACUACGUGAGCUUGGGUUUACAAGUCGAAAAAAAAUUGUUCGGACUUCGGCGCUUCGUGAGCGCUUGCUUGAUUGUUAGCGUGUGAAAACAAAUCAGAUUUGCAUUAACUAUUGUGACUGAAAAACCUUUCAAAAAUGUCGUCUAAAUCAAAAAAGAGUGUGUCAUCAUCCACUCAUGUCAGUGUUGUGUCGUCAAUUCAAACACCACCUCAAUCAAGCACUCCUGUUGGUAGCCGCCCUUCCAGUUCAGCCGGCCGGCCAAGCAGCCCGUUGAGCCCUACAAGGCAUACUCGUCUCCAGGAAAAAGAUGCAUUACAAAACCUUAACGAUCGCCUCGCGGCCUAUAUCGACAAAGUUCGACAGUUGGAAAGCGAGAAUUCAGGCUUGCGUCGGGAGAUUCAAACAACACAGGAGGUCAUCACCCGCGAGGUCUCCAAUAUAAAGGGCAUGUACGAGCAUGAACUGCAAGAUGCAAGGAAGCUUUUAGACGAUACUUCCCGGGAGAAAGCUAAAUUGGAAAUCGACCUAAAGAGGUUAUACGAGGAAAACGAUGACCUCAAAAAACGUUUGGAUAAGAAGACAAAGGACUGGCAGCAGGCAGACAGCACUGCUCGUCACUACGAGACCCGCUUCACUGAGGAGAGCAACAAGUACAACAAUGCCCUCGCUGACAAGAAGAAAGCUCAGGAUGAGGCCAGGGAGCUGGCAAAGGAGCUGGAGAAGCUGCGCAAGGUGUACGCCGACACGCGCAAGACCCUGGAGGAGGAGAUGCUGUGCCGCAUCGACAUGGAGAACACCGUGCAGAGCCUGCGCGAGGAGCUCUCCUUCAAGGACCAGGUGUUCCAGCAGGAGUUGCAGGAGACGCGCACCCGGCGCCAGGUGGAGAUCACCGAGAUUGACGGACGCCUCGCCCAGCAAUAUGAGGCCAAACUACAACAGAGUCUGCAAGAACUGCGUGAACAACAGGAGGCCAAUAUAAAGGCAAACCGUGACGAAAUAGAAGCUCUCUAUGAGAACAAGAUGAAGAACCUGCAGUCGGCCGCCAACCGCAACAACAGCGCCGCCACGGUGGCGGUGGAGGAGCUGCGCACCAUGCGCACGCGCAUCGACUCGCUCAACGCCACGCUCAACGACCUGGAGAACAAGAACGCUGCGCUGAGCAACCGCUGCCGCGAGUUGGAGCGCCAGCUGGAGUCGGAGCGCGCGCGUCACGCCGAGGACCUGGCGUCGCUGGAGCAGGAGCUGGCGCGCCUGCGCGACGAGAUGGCGGCGCAGCUGCGCGAGUACGCCACGCUCAUGGACAUCAAGAUCUCGCUCGACCACGAGAUCGCCACCUACCGCGCGCUGCUCGAGGGCGAGGAGGACAGAUUGAACCUGACAUCGCAGUCCCCCGGGCGGGAGUCCCGCGCGUCCAUGAGCGCUUCAGCCAGCGCCAGCGGCGGUCGCGUGACGCCCGGUCGCCGCGGCACGCCGCUGCGCGCCGCACGCAAGCGCACCUUCCUUGACGAGAGCGAGGAGCGCAGUCUCCAGGACUUCAGCGUCACCGCCAGCGCCAAGGGGGACUUGGAGGUGGCUGAGGCCUGCCCCGACGGCAGCUUCGUCAAGAUCAGGAACAAGGGGAAGAAGGAGCAAAGCCUCGGCGGGUACCAGAUCAUCCGCAAGGCGGGCGACCAGGAGACGGUGUUCAAGUUCCACCGCACCGUGAAGUUGGAGCCCGGCGCCGUGGCCACCGUGUGGUCGGCCGACGUGGGCGCUGACCACGACCCGCCGCGCGACAUCGUCAUGAAGGGGCAGAAGUGGUUCGUGGCCGACAGCUUCACCACCACGCUGUUCAACAAUGACCAGGAGGAGGUGGCAGUGUCGGAGAGACAACGGCGACAGAUCAGCACGAGCGCACAAAGACACCGCGAGAUGGCGCACAAAUUCCCUCGCCGUGAACAGCUCGGAGAGAUUCGCGAAGGGGAUGAGAAUUGCCGCAUAAUGUAACGUACGCCGGACAAUGCGUCGCGUACACACCGACGUGAAAAUUUUUAUUACAUGGUGCCUCACCACUCCUUAGGUUACAAUUUCGCCCUACGGGCUAACUCCUACCACGAUUACUUAAAACAAGUAUUAUUCUGGGCACGAGGACUGUGGUGUCUCUAUAGGGGGUAAGAUUGGUGAGAUGAAAUUAACCUAUUGUAAUCUAGGUAACCCAAUUCUUGCCCACCUAUCUUGACAUUGCUGUACCUUGAAUUUUUUAAUUCUAUCAAAAUUUCACAUCACUAAAUCUUAACACGCUAUGUAGUAAAUUAAAGGUUUGACAAAUCUUCACUGCCAUACAAGGCAUUUCCUCUGCACAAGCUCAGACUUUGUGAACAAAGUACAAACAUUAUUCGUUCACCGUCACUAUUAAUAAGUAUAGAUUAUAAUUAAUACUUACGUAAUAUCCCCACCCAUUAUUUUGCACUAGAUGGAUAAUAUUUUCAGUCAUUAAUAAAAAAACAUAUUUCACAAUAUAACAUUAGUAGAUUAAAUCUACUCAAUUCUCUAUUUUUUUUUGUAGUAAUUAUGGACUAGUUAUAUUAGAUUUAAGAUAGAAUUGACGUAUCACACCCAUUGUCAAUUUGUGCUGGUCGCUCAUGGGCCAUUAUCGCCUGAAUUUCUAAAACGUAUGCAGUGUUACUCUAUACCAGAGGUUCCCAAACUUAUUUUUGUCAUAGACCACUGACACAAUUUUGCUGGUCCCGGUGGACCCCCUGCUACAAUUCUACAUAAAAUCUUUCCUUCCGAACAGAUAGUAGUUGGAACAAAUAGACAGAACUGACGUUUCAAAAAUGCUUCUAAACUAGACUUAGUUUGAGAUAAAUUGAUUUAGAUUUUUUUAAAUUUGUGUUGCGGCUGAAUCAACAGCCACCUUGAACUAUUCGGAAAAGAAGAAAAUGAGAAUUGAUUACUUAAGAGCAAAGUUUGCCAAUCAAAAAAGUAAUUCCAACCAACUUUACUUUUUGAUAUCCACAUAUGUGCAAGGAAUCAAUCAUUCCACACUUAUGUAUUUUAUUUCGAAAACUCCUCAUUCAGUAUGAAACCACAAUAAAACAAGAUAAAUUUUCGUGGACCCCCACUUAUGAAUUGUAAACCCCUAUUUUUUGGUGACGCUGACGUAGACCCCGAGGAGUCUCCCAUGGACCCCUGGGAGUACACCUGGACCACUUUGGGAAUCAAUGCUCUAAACAUUGACAGGAACACUUCAAUUUUUUAGUAGUUUUAUUGCGUUUAUGCGUAUUAUAACAGUGUCAAGCGAUAUUUGCCAAUGUACGAUCAGCUUUAGAUUAGACAGCAUUUGUCAUAAUAUUAUUGAAUGCCAUUUUUAUAUUAACACACAAAUACAGGUGCAAGUCUCAAAUGAACAGAAUUUUCAUUAUUAAGAAUCAUGAGAUGUAUUAAGAGCAUUUAUGAUAAUAAAUUAUGGCACUGAUGGGUUGUCAUUAUUUUUAAUUAAUCUAAUAUAUUUAUAGUAUAACGACUAUUGAAGUAUAAAAUUAUAUUAGGUUAAUACUAUUUUCACAUGGUGGUAUUCUAUUAGAAGAGGACAGAAUCUGAUUUGGUUUCACUAUUUUUUUUUUGUUUAAGAUUGAUCAUGUGACUUUAUUUUCAACCCAGAUAACAAAAUUAUGUAAUAAUUUCCAUGUGUAAAUUACUUAUAAAAUAAAGGUUUAUAUAGGUUUAA
Molecule: messenger RNA, 3713 nt
Organism: Bicyclus anynana (squinting bush brown)
Lineage: Eukaryota; Metazoa; Arthropoda; Insecta; Lepidoptera; Nymphalidae
Product: lamin-C
Exons: 10
Coding region: 140-1990 (616 amino acids)
Source: RefSeq, a predicted model, not a curated record